Messenger RNA from Vicugna pacos (alpaca), 2536 nucleotides. It is a transcript of the gene GRB10, whose product is annotated as growth factor receptor bound protein 10. Lineage: Eukaryota; Metazoa; Chordata; Mammalia; Artiodactyla; Camelidae. Gene Ontology annotation, molecular function: insulin receptor binding. Gene Ontology annotation, biological process: insulin receptor signaling pathway; negative regulation of Wnt signaling pathway; negative regulation of insulin receptor signaling pathway. The record is from RefSeq and is a predicted model, not a curated record.
GAAGGCCAACUUUUUGGCGUUGGCUUUGGCGAAGCCCUGGGUCCCUGGGUCCCCGAAGGGGAGCCACAGGUGACCCUGCCCGGGCCUGGAUCUUUUGCGCUGCGUUCGCCAGCGAGCUUUUUUUUUUUGCAAACGGUUGCACCCGGCUUCAUUCAAGGGGAUGCAACGGCAGAGACCCAGAGAAGUAGCGCUCCCUUGGAUUUGCACGCCAUGCUGAACCCGAGGACGGGGCUGCGGGGAGCAGCGGGCCCGUGACCUUGACCGUGACCAGCCGCUGCUCCUCACCUGGGUCCUCCCAGUCCAGCCGGGCGGCCGCCAGACACACAGGGCCUGGGCGAGCCUCCAGCAGGUGCUGUGACGCGGUCCGUGUCAUUUGGAGACGAGGAAGAUCCUAUGGCUGUAGCUGGCUGUCCAGACUCCUUCUUGCACCAUCCUUACUACCAGGACCAGGUGGAGCAGACAUCGCCUCACCGGCCGCAGAGUCUGGGAGGACCGGCCUUCCCGGCGCAGUCCGAGCGGCUCGCCAACCACCAAGAGGAUGACGUGGACCUGGAGGCCCUCGUGAAUGACAUGAGCCUGUCCUUGGAGAGUCUGUGCUCGGCGUGUGGCAUGCAGUCGGAGACGACGCCCCUCCUGCAGAACGGCCAGCACACCCGUGGUCCGCCGCCGCCCUCUGCAGCCAGGUGCAUCCAGCCGCAGCUGUCCCCGCGGCAGAAGGUGCAGCGUUCCCAGCCCGUGCACAUCCUCGCCGCCAGGCGCCUGCAGGAGGAGGACCAGCAGUUCAGGACCUCGUCCCUGCCGGCCAUCCCCAACCCCUUCCCCGAGCUCUGUGGCCUGGAGAGCCCCCCUGUGCUCGCGCCCGGCUCCUUACCUCCCCGCCAGGACGUCGCCAAGCAGGAUGUCAGAGUCUUCAGCGAGGACGGCACGAGCAGGGUGGUGGAGAUUCUCGCGGACACGACGGCCCGGGACCUGUGCCAGUGGCUGGUGUACCGAAGCCACUGCGUGGACGACAACAGCUGGGCUCUGGUGGAGUGCCACCCGCACCUGGGGUUAGAGCGGUGCUUGGAAGACCAUGAGCUGGUGGUGCAGGUGGAGGGCACCAUGGCAAGCGAAAGUAAAUUUUUAUUCCGGAAGAAUUACGCAAAAUAUGAAUUCUUCAAGAACCCCACGAAUUUCUUCCCAGAGCAGAUGGUGACCUGGUGCCAGCAGUCAAACGGCAGUCAGAGCCAGCUCCUGCAGACUUUUCUGAAUGCCAGCAGCUGCCCUGAAAUCCAGGGCUUUUUGCACGUGAGGGAGCUGGGGCGCAGGUCCUGGAAGAAGCUGUACGUUUGUUUGCGGAGGUCCGGCCUCUACCAUUCCACGAAGGGAGCGUCGAAGGAGCCCCGGCACCUGCAGCUGCUGGCCGACCUGGAGGACAGUGGCGUGUUCUCCCUGACUGCCGGCCGGAAGCAGUACGGCGCCCCGACGGACUUCGGCUUCUGCAUAAAGCCGAACAAAGUCAGGAGCGAGGCCAAGGAGCUGCGGUUGCUGUGCGCCGAGGACGAGCAGGGCAGGACGUGCUGGAUGACGGCGUUCAGGCUCCUCAAGUACGGGGUGCUCCUGUACGAGAACUACCGCGUCCCGCAGCAGAGGAAGCCCGCGCCGUCCCCGUUCUCCACGCCGGUGCGCAGCGUCUCGGAGAACUCCCUCGUGGCCAUGGAUUUUUCUGGGCAGACGGGGAGAGUGAUCGAGAACCCGGCCGAGGCCCAGAGCGCAGCCCUGGAGGAAGGCCACGCCUGGAGGAAGCGAAGCACACGGCUGGGCGCCCUCGGUAGCCAGAGCCCCCUCCUCCCCUCCACCCUCAGCACAGUGAUCCACAGGACGCAGCACUGGUUCCACGGCAGGAUCUCCAGGGAGGAGUCACACAGGCUCAUUAAACAGCAGGGACUCGUGGACGGACUUUUCCUCCUCCGUGACAGCCAGAGCAAUCCAAAGGCAUUUGUUCUCACACUGUGUCAUCAUCAGAAAAUCAAAAAUUUCCAGAUCUUGCCUUGCGAGGAGGACGGGAAGCUGUUCUUCAGCCUGGACGAGGGGAAGACCAGGUUCUCCGACCUGAUCCAGCUCGUGGACUUUUACCAGCUGAACAGAGGAGUCCUGCCUUGCAAGCUGAAACACCACUGCAUCCGAGUGGCCUUAUGACCUCAGAUCUCCUCUUGGCCGAAGGCGGGAGGAAGCUGACACUGGACGGGAGAGGUCUGCGCGUUGUUCCGGACACACGCCUGUCUGCGCUCCGGGGACUCGGAGCCAGAUCUGUUCGUUCGGUGGCGGCCGACCACGGUGGACGAGCUGGUUGGACUUGGCGAUGAGUUGCUGCUGCAGACCCGGCGGUCGCCUCCCUCCGCGCCAGCCUCCCCGGGGAGGCGUGAGAGCGAGCGCAGGUUCGAGAAGAAGCUGGAACGACCGCCGUGGCCGGGCCUCGGAGGCGCGCGACACGGAGACAAGUGAUAGGACCUGAACUCUUGCCCUGGAAUAAUCUUGACGAUUAAACUGAUAUGUU